CAAAUUGACGAACAUAUCCCUCAUUUCUUCGUCCUUUUCACUAUCACUCACUCUGCCUCGCCGCAUCCGCUCCUGCCAAAUUCUCACCUCCGGUGUCGCCGGCCGCCGUCUCAUCCACCGUCGGCGCGAUCUGUCUCGCCGUCGCAGCUGAGGUCUCUCUCUCUCUCGUCGCAGUUGCAGUCGUAACGAUCGUGGAACUUUAUGACUAGUAAAUUAGUUGACAUGAAGAUCCUAAGAUGAAGAUGAGAAGUCACUGUCGGCUCUGGUGGCCAAAACAGCUCUUAUCAAAUCAAGAAUCAUCCUCAAGUAUUUUACUGGGGUGGUUUAUCACUAGCUCACCAUCAUCCAUUGACAUUGUUGUAGCCUUUACUUGUAGUGAAGUCUUGCUUUCUAGUUCUUGUCCUGACAUUGAGGUAUAAAACUGGAUUUGAGUUCACCAUCCCUUGCAUGAAGUUUAAAGUAAGCUAAUGAAACGAGACUAGCAGCAAUGAAAUGAUUGAUUGUAUUUUUGUCACAACUAUUAAUUUUUGUGAUGUUAAUAAAUUUUAGAUUGUAGUCUAGGUCUUGCAAGAGUUGCCAAGUUUAAAUAGAAAUUAACCUUUUCCCUCUGAAUAGAGUGUCAAUAUCUUGAUUGACGUUAACUGAAUAUUAGGUCCAUAUGUAUACAUUUUAUGCUCAUUUAUUUGCAACUUGUGGGAAAUAAAUAUAAAUUUUAAUGGGGGAAGAAAUUGUUUUGGAUGGGCACCCAUUCACACGAAAUGGUGUAUAAUUAUUUUUUUGUGUCACACUCACACAUGAGAAUAUUGGUUAUGUGAAUUUAUGACUGUGGUGGAAAAAUCCCACUGUUAAGUCCUCUAAUGGUUCUUUCUUAGAAGUUAUCUUAUGUUAUUUCUGGAAAGGUUUAGUGUAAUGAGAAUACCUAACAUCAUGAACCACUACUCUCUAUUAGGGGAUCGUUUAUGAAACGCAUGGAAGCAUGCCCACGAUUCUUCAGGAUAAGUCCAAGUUCUCUGUAGUUGGUCUAUGUAUCACUGACCCCACUGGUAAUAGUUUGAUGGCUAAAACAAAGGAUGACGAAAUUUUUUUCUCUGAUUAUGGCAAUUCUCGGGCAGAGGGAAGUACAAAUGCAUUUGCAAAGAAUAACUGUAGGAGUUGCAGUUGCCUCCAAUUAGAUGGAUCAUUGAAAAGAAGUAGCCAACCUUUUAUUGGGAAAAGUAAUUGGGUGCUGCUGAUGUUUGAUUCUCCUAAAAAGCAUGAUGCAGGCAUACAAGGGCUACCAAAAUUGAACCACAUUCAUUGGAAUGGACAAAUUUUGUCAGAAUAUGAUGUUCACGUAUGUAAUAGUUUAUGAACCACCCUCUUAUGGUGCUCAUCAUUUUUCACUGUGUCGCUCUAGUUCAAAUGACCAAGUGAAAACUUCCAUGAAGAAUCCUAAGUGGAUUGAUGAGCUUCAUAAACAGCAGAAAUUCAUUGAAUUGGAUACAGUUAUUCUGGCAAUUAACUGCACAACUGCUGCUAAAAAAAGUUUUGAGAGACAUGUGGUCCCCAGAAGAUCCUCAAGCCAGCUCUCCGUAUUCCCCAUGUUUUUUGUUAUCAUAGGGCAUCUGGUUUCUAAGUUUAUGGCUUCGUUCUCCACUAUGUUCUAUUUUGUUCUUCAGUUUUUUCAAACACAUUUUAAUAAUGAAUCAGAAUCAUGGAUUUAUGUGACAUCUGCAAACGUAUUCAAGAGGACUGCAUGGAUAAAUAUCCAAAUCCGUUGUUCUCAGAUAUUAUAUUGGCCAAUCUUUCUUCAGGAGAAUGACCUCAGGUCACAAUCAUGUGUUGAAUAUGCCGAGAAGGCUGCAAUGCAUAGGCAUUCUAUGUGGUCAACGCUGGUUGUUGAUAUUCUUCUGGGAAAUUUGGUUGGAUGGUCACUUUUUUAUCAUUCAGAUACCAUUUGUUUGUCAGUUUUAAACUUCACCCAUGGGUUUGCCACAUUUUUGCGCUCCGGGUGUGUUUGGUUAAUGGGAAACCCUGCAGGCUUCAAAUUGAAUGGUGAGCUGGCUGGAGUACUUGGCAUGGUUUCAUUGAAUGCAAUCCAAAUAUGGUCAACACUCUGGAUCUUUGUCGGUUUCAUCUUCAAUUAUAUUAUUCGAGGGCUUUCUAUUUUAGGAAUUCUUUGUGGAUUCACUGUACCUGCGGCUUUGGUAGUGGACAUGAUUACAUUUGCAACCUUACAUGUUUCAACUCUUAAUUGGUUGAUUGCACUUGUAUAUUCAUUACAGAUACAAGCAUUAGCAGCCUUGUGGCGGCUUUUCAGGGGUCGGAAGUGGAACCCUCUUCGGCAGAGGUUGGAUAGCUUUGACUACACUGUGAAGCAACAUAUUGUUGGAUCUCUUUUGUUUACACCACUUUUACUUCUGUUACCAACUACUUCUGUCUUCUAUAUAUUCUUUAGUAUCGUUGACACAACCAUUAACCUCAUCUGCAUACUGAUUGAAGUCACUAUUUCGGUAAUUCAUGCUACACCUUAUAUCAAGAUAUUUCUUCGGUUGGUGAAACCAGGACGAUUCCCUUCUGGAAUAUGGCUUGAAAUUUUUGGUUGUGAGAGUAGUAGUACUGUUUCUCCAAAUGCUGAUUUUACUGACAAAAUGACCUCAUCCAAUGAAUCAUGUCAUUUAAAGGAUUUCAAUAGAGAAAAAUCUAGUUUUCUGGUUUCAGUUCUCCACAGCAACUAUUUGAGCAUAGGGAAAGUCGUAUUGCCUCACUACAGAAAUGUAUUUCUGGGAGUUUCUAGGUCAUCGAUCUCGACAGCAGCUUAUGGAAUUCUCAUUGGGCAGAGAAUACCAUCUACAUGCGGAACUCUUCUUCCUUCUCCAAUGCCAUGGAUGUCCCUGCCCUACAAAGAAUAUUGGUGUCUAUGUCAUGAUUCGCUUAUCGCAUGCUUCAGAUGAGAUUACCUGUAGCUCCAUUUUUUGUUUCUUUUCAAUUUUACAAUUUAUCCAACUUGCUUCUAUCUCAUGUUGGCGGCUUUUUCUCUUUUCGACGGGUAAUAUUGAGAAUUCCUCAUAAUAGUUCACUUCAAUUCAUCCCUAAUUCAGUGUUCUAGUGUUCCUGCUCAAGCAUGUUACAGUCGGCAAUUUGUGCUCAAUCCGAUACUGAGAAUGAUGUGUGCUUCAGAAAAAUAGUGUCUUCUUCACUAUUUGUUCUUUUUUCUUACCGUAGCUUCAAAUGAAAAUGAAAGCUUUCGUACUUCUAAUGUAUUAUGUCUAUAAAAAUAGAAAAUGCCAUUAAUGGGAAAUAGAAACUCAUAUCUGUAACUAUCUUAACAUGUUCUACAAGGUUGUGCCAGUUCUUAA
This is a messenger RNA of Lotus japonicus, 3338 nucleotides long. RefSeq names its product N-acetylglucosaminyl-phosphatidylinositol biosynthetic protein gpi1. The record is from RefSeq and is a predicted model, not a curated record. Gene Ontology annotation, biological process: GPI anchor biosynthetic process. Bases 1302 to 2933 code for a protein of 543 amino acids. The transcript is spliced from 9 exons. Gene Ontology annotation, cellular component: membrane. NCBI's taxonomy places the organism in Eukaryota, Viridiplantae, Streptophyta, Magnoliopsida, Fabales, Fabaceae.